AUGCUCUUCUUCAUGGUGCCCCUCCUCUAUGUUCUCUACAUGGAUCUACCUCCAGCCAGCUCCUGUAUCAUGGUAGCCGAACAAGUGCGCAUGAUCAUGAAGGCGCACGCGUUUGUUCGGGUCAACAUCGGUAAGGCAAUUCACGGAUUCGACGAGACUAUAGAUAUCAGUGCUCAAGAGCACCCGAUUGGCACCACAGCGACAAUAUCAGGAAAGACUCCGCAAGGACAGAUUCACGACAACCGUGGAUGGUGGACAUUAAAACCCACUACUUUUUCAGCUGGUCGAUGUAAUCCAGAACCAGCCGACUCUACUGAAGUAGGGAGACGCGGUCGUUCCCUGUCAGAAGAGCCAGAGGCCUGUGAUGGAGAGGAAAAUUAUGAAUCUGUGCCCACGCCUUGGCGGCCAUCCUUUUCACACUACCUCUACUUCAUGUUCGCGCCAACCCUCGUGUACAGAGAGAACUAUCCACGCACACCGCGCGUACAUUGGCACUACGUGGCUAGUAACUUUGCCCAGGUGGCGGCCUGCGUGGUAUAUGCCUAUUACAUCUUUUCGAGGUUCUGCUUUCAGCCAUUUGCUCGGUUUGGUCGUUCUGAGAAUUUCCAUCUCUCAUUGCGACAACUCGUCCUCUCUGGACUUAAUCUCACUCUGCCAGGUGGUUUGCUCCUACUUCUAACCUUUUUCUCAUUCCUACACUGCUGGAUGAAUGCAUUUGCUGAAAUGAUGCGCUUCGGAGACCGUCUCUUCUACAAAGACUGGUGGAACAGCACUGGCUUCAGUGGCUGGUAUCGCACAUGGAAUGUAGUAGUACACGACUGGCUUUAUACCUACAUUUACAGAGACAUUUUUUUAGCCCUUGGCCGUGGCCGAAAGGCCAAGCUAGCCGCUGCCUCUAUAGUCUUUCUCAUAUCUGCUUUCGUUCAUGAGUACAUACUCACCGUGGUUUUCCGCUUCUUCUACCCAGUCCUGUUUCUCUUCUUCGGCGGAUUCGGCUUCCUUUUUUUUUUCGUCCGCGGACAAUCACGUGGUUGGAAUGUCAUGCUCUGGGUGCAGCUUUUCAUCGGGAUGGGUCAAAUAAUUUGUCUAUAUUCAAUGGAGUGGUAUGCCCGUCGUAAUUGUGAGCCAAUCUUCAACUCUUGGCUCGAUUUUUGGGUGCCUCACAGCUGGUUCUGCACUCGGCGCAUGCCUGUACCCCUCUACGCUGCUGCCGCAACAAAUCAAACAAGGUAG
Molecule: messenger RNA, 1233 nt
Organism: Protopolystoma xenopodis
Lineage: Eukaryota; Metazoa; Platyhelminthes; Monogenea; Polystomatidea; Polystomatidae
Source: the annotation of a GenBank genome assembly